CUAUCCUCUCGUGUGAUCGUGUGCAUUGGUUGUCGCAUCUAGCAAUCCACGUCAUUUCCCCAUUAAGGGGCCUGAAUUUGUGUCGCUCAACAAGAGUAAACCAUUACACCUAGACAUCACUGCGGAUCGUCGACAAUGGACUACUUCCAAUCUAUUCCCUGGUGCGCGGCGCUUCUCGAAAAACCCGGCAUUGUUCCAUACACACCCACGUGCCGCCUCGAACCAGACGCCAACGGCGCUCUCCCAACACAAGACCAAUUCUUCCGCAUCAAUCUCAGAAGCAGCGACUUAAUUCCCCAUGCAAUCGGCUUCUACCAAGACCCGUUCUCCCCUGCUACCAUUUCACCCUCUCCAACCUCAUCUGGUCUCCGUCUCCUGAUCCACUCCUCCACCUUAAUGCUAGACCUCCGUCCCGGAACGAAUGGCUAUAACGGGUCCGCACACGGCGGGCUCAUGUCCACGCUGAUCGACGAAGCGAUGGGCUCUCUUAUCUAUAUCAACCAUCAGCUAUACACUGAAGUCGAAGCAAAACACAAAGAGAAGAUGCCAUCGAAUGUUCUGAACAUGCACGGAGUUGCGAUGUUCACGGCGGGUAUGAAUGUACGGUUCCUAAAGCCGUUAGGGACGCCGCAGGUCGUGCUAGUGACGGCAAGCCUCAACAAAAUUGAAGGGAGGAAAGUGUACUUAGACGUCCAAGUGAAGGAUAGGGAGGGGGUUAGGUUUGCAAGCUGUGAAGGGAUGUGGAUGAGUGUAUUAAGGGAGAAGCUGUGAGAUGGUGGAAUGAUCUUUUAGGGGCACAGCGAUGGGUGCCGGGUUACGCAGUUGGUAACGUAACUUGUCUCGGACAUUGUAAUUAAGAUCCCAUCGCUCAGCAAGCUCUUCGAAGGAAGCGGGAGGGCGAUCGUGAAGCAU
Messenger RNA from Eremomyces bilateralis CBS 781.70, 912 nucleotides. RefSeq lists its product as uncharacterized. Bases 136 to 771 code for a protein of 211 amino acids. The record is from RefSeq and is a predicted model, not a curated record. The transcript has a single exon. NCBI's taxonomy places the organism in Eukaryota, Fungi, Ascomycota, Dothideomycetes, Eremomycetales, Eremomycetaceae.